Molecule: messenger RNA, 1162 nt
Organism: Onychostoma macrolepis
Lineage: Eukaryota; Metazoa; Chordata; Actinopteri; Cypriniformes; Cyprinidae
Gene: cimap1b
Product: ciliary microtubule associated protein 1B
Exons: 8
Coding region: 353-1117 (254 amino acids)
Cellular component (GO): cytoskeleton
Source: RefSeq, a predicted model, not a curated record
UCAAAGAAUCACCAUGGCGACGGCGCCAUAGAGAUUCAAAAGAAACAAUUAUAAACAAUCAAAAACAGUCGUUGCAGCUGAGGGACUGAUUAGAGCUCUUCGCGAGCAACAUUUUAACUUUUUUUUUUACCGUUUUAUGUCAAUAACAUCGUUUUUUUGCAGAUAUUGUAAGUGGCAUCGUUUUGUUUUAAGUUAAGUGUAACUUACAUCUAAAAAUAAUUAUUUACGCACUGAACACAAUCUAAUAAGCGAUAACAUAUUAAGGUGGUUUUAAACGAGUAUUCUUUCAAAACCUGGCGAUCGAAAGUCUAUUAAAUUCACCAACUUUUUAAUAUCUUGCACUUAAGAUAUCAUGGAAGUAUGGGUUGGUCCUUGGAAGCCCCACAGGCCAAGGGGCCCCAUUGCUGCAAUGUAUAACAGUCCAGGGCCAACAUAUGCUCUGCCAGGGGCAACUGGAAUGAACAACCAUGACCCGAGGAUGCAGAAAGGCCCAGCGUUUAGCUUCGGCACACGUCAUCGUGACAUGCAGGCCAACUUUUCCCCAGGUCCUGGAUACCUCAUUCCCUCCAACAUCACCCGGGUGGGUCGGGAUGGAACCCCCGUGUACUCCGUCUAUGGCCGACCUAAGGAUAUUCAGCCCUUUAAAACCCCUGGCCCAGGCAGUUAUUCCCCUGAAAACGCAGCAAAAACCAUCUUUUACUCUUCCCCUGCGUUCUCGCUGUCGGCAAGGACUAAACUGUUCCGUAACGAUCAAACACCAGGUCCAGCUGCAUACAUGCUUCCCCCAGUAUUAGGGUCGAGAGUUGUGAAUAAAGCAUCUGCCCCAAAUGUCUUCUUCGGCGGUCGUAGCGCAAUCGGCAGCUUCCAUGAAGAUCUACGGAAGACUCCAGGCCCAGGGACCUACCAUGUGGUGGAUUCAGGUGUGUACAAACACAAGGCCCCUGAGUACAGCAUGACCGGACGCAACUUCACACCUGGAGACACUACAAAGACACCAGGACCUGGAGCCCACCAUCCAGAAAGGGUUACUUUCACAGGAAUCAAAGCUCCCAGCUAUUCCUUUGGAAUUCGUCAUUCUGAGUACACCGCUCCUUUAAUUGUGGAUGCAGCUGAUUAAACAGCGCCGUCAUCCUGGCUGCCUCUUCAUCUUCUAGAAACUGGU